AACGUGAGGAGUGACCCUCUGCUGGAGCGACCUUUGGGGCGCAGCCUUCGGGCUGCGGUAGGCCCGGGCACCUAUAGGCCGCGGCCGUGGCACAGCGUGUGCGGCGGAUCGAUCGGCAGGGUGCCUGGCACGGCCAUGUUCGUCGUCUGCUGCCAGGACUCCCACGACCGCGAGGAGACCGCCGGCGACGACAGCUACGCCGUGCUGUCGAUUACCAGCGAAUGUGUUCGUCGCGGGGGCGCGCGUGGCUCUGUCGGUGCGCCGUCCCCCAGCGCGAAGCAGCUGCGAGACGCCCCGAGGCGACACCCAGCAUCGGAGGAAGAGGCCGUGGAGAAGGCACGCCUGCAGUCUCUCGUGGACUCCUUCGCCAAGCGUGCCGUCAGGGGCUGCCCCUGCACGUACCUGGACGGCAUGGGCAGGGCUCGGAUAGACGCGCUGUAUCGCCUCGACGAGAGCCUUCGGCGCCUGACGCUGCUGGCGAAGGGCGACCGCAGUGUGAUUGCAGAGUGCUCGAUCGAAGACAUCCAGGAUAUAUACCUGCUAGAAGAUGACGGCGAGGAGCCACCAGAACAAGCAAUUUCAAAAGCAUAA
Prorocentrum cordatum is the source of this 591-nucleotide messenger RNA. The record is from the annotation of a GenBank genome assembly. Lineage: Eukaryota; Dinophyceae; Prorocentrales; Prorocentraceae.